CGUUUUUCGGGCCAGCUUCGACUCACAGGCGAAAGGCACCCUGUGCAUUGCAAGGCAGCUUGCUCUGAGUCUGAGAGAGAGAGAGAGAGAGAGAGAGGAGGGUGCUUGGCCGUGAAAGAGUUAAGGAAAGUGAACUGGAGUCCUAGAGCGGGAGGUGGUUUGGGGUGGUUUGGGGAGGGGGCUGUGUCUCCCGGAGCCCCUUGCCAGCCGCUUCCCGCCCCGCCUUCGCCGAGCUCCAUUGCAAAGGGCUGCGUCUGGUGCUUCCUUCCCGGGAUCGGGGUCCCAGUUCCUGUCUGGUGCAAACCUUGUGGGUUCCUCGGAAGGAAAGGCUGCUGGCUGCUGGGAAAAGGACUUUGCUUCCCCUGGUGAAUGUUUGAUCUGCCCCGGCAAGGCAGCUCACUGGCUGUGAGGAGUGGAACCUCCAUGUGGAGAGGAAGUAUAGCAGAUAUCAGAGGCUGUAGAGGAAUUACUUGUUUUUACAUUAAACAAUUACAAAUACGUCUAAAUAAAGAAAAACGUUGUGGCCUACCUGGAAAUGUCUUUGUAGCACCUCCAAUUAGCAUAGCCUUUGGCAGACGAGGGAGGGGUCUCUUGAGUCUGGUUGGAGGCUCUCUUGCAACAGUGAUGAAACAUGGAAGACCAAGACUCAGUUGGUCCGGAAGCAGGAAGAGGUCUGGAUAUCAUCCGGACUGGCAGUCCUGAAGUAUUCUGGGAAAGAAAAGUACAGAAGAUCCUGGAUAAGAAGGAGACAGUUAGCUCAGACGUACAUCGCCAGUGUUUCAGGCAGCUCUGCUACCAGGAGGCCAAAGGGCCCCGAGAAGUUUGCAGGCAACUCCACAGUCUCUGCCGUCAGUGGCUGAGACCAGAUCAAUACACGAAAAAUGAGAUCUUGGACCUGGUGAUCCUGGAGCAGUUCCUGGCUGUCCUUCCAUCAGAGGUGGAGAGCUGGGUGAGAGAAUGUAGAGUGGAGACCACUUCCCAGGCGGUGGCCCUGGCUGAAGGUUUUCUCCUGAGCUGGGCAGAGGACGAGAAGCAGGCGGAGCAGCAGGGAAAAGGUCUAUUUGCCAAAGUGGGCACUGAUUUCCUGCAGUCACAGAAGGCUCCAGUGGAUGCCAGAGAGAGUCUCCUGCAAAGGGGGAGCGUUCAGGAAAAUGAUGGACAGGCCACCUCACUGGAAAAGAUGUCAACAAGACCUCCUCGGUCAUCUCUUCUUUGUGCCAGAGGGGAAGCAAAUGCUGUGGAACUGGAUCAGGUAGGGGGACAGGAUCCAGGGUCCCUUGAGGAGUUUUCUGUGAAUUUCACUGAGGAGGAAUGGGCUCUGCUGAAUCCUGACCAAAAAUCACUGUACAAAGAAAUCACAGAGGAGAUUUGUUACAAAACACAUUUCAAAGUCCACACAGGAGAGAAACCAUACAAAUGCUCGGAGUGUGGAAAAUGCUUUUGUCAAAGUUCUACCCUUAUUACCCAUAAAAGAAUCCAUACGGGGGAGAAACCACAUAAAUGCUUGGAGUGUGGAAAGAGCUUUUGUCAAAAGAAAAGUCUCACCAUUCACCAAAGAAGUCACACAGGGGAGAAACCGUAUAAAUGCUUGGAGUGUGGAAACAACUUCUCUCAGAAGAGAAAUCUCUCUAUUCAUCAAAGAAUUCACACAGGGGAGAAACCACAUAAGUGUUUGGAGUGUGGAAAAAGCUUUCGUCACAGUUGUAACCUUAUUACUCACCAAAAGAUACAUACAGGGAAGAAAUCAUAUAAAUGCUUUGAAUGUGGGAAGAGCUUCAUACAGAAGCCAAGUCUUACUCGUCAUCAAAGAAUUCACACAGGGGAGAAACCACACAAAUGCAUGGAGUGUGGAAAGAGCUUUCGCCACAGGUGUAACCUUAUUACUCAUCAAAGGAUCCAUACAGGGAAGAAACCAUAUAAAUGCUUGGAAUGUGGAAAGAGCUUCUGUCAGAAGACAUCUCUCACUACUCAUCAAAAACUUCACACAGGGUGGAAACCACAUAAAUGCUUGGAGUGUGGAAAAUGCUUCAUUCAGGGGGCUUACCUUAUUUUACAUCAAAGAUUUCAUACAGGGGAGAAACCGUAUAAAUGCUUACAAUGUGGAAAGAGCUUUUGUCAGAAAGCAGAUCUCACUAAUCAUCAAAAAAUUCACACAGGGGAGAAACUUUAUAAAUGCUUGGAAUGUGGAAAGAGCUUCUGUCAGAAGACAACUCUCACUGCUCAUCAAAGAAUUCAUACAGGGGAGAAACCACAUAGGUGCUUGGAGUGUGGAAAGAGCUUUACGGAGAAGGGAAGUCUCACUCGUCAUCAAAGAAUUCACACAGGAGAGAAGCCAUAUAAAUGCUUGGAAUGUGGAAAGAGCUUCCAUCGCAAGGGAAGUCUUACUAGUCAUCAAAGAAUUCACACAGGAGGGACACCUCAUACAUGCUUGGAGUGUGGAAAGAGCUUCACCGAAAUGGGAAGUCUCACUACUCAUCAAAGAAUUCACACUGGAGAGAAACUGCAUCAAUGCUUGCUAUGUGGAAGGGGCUUCUCUCAGAAAACAGAUCUGACUAAACAUCAAAGAAUUCACACUGGGGAGGAGCCUCACGUAUGCUUGGAGUGUGGAAAGAGCUUCACAGAGAAGGGAACUCUCACUGUCCAUCAACAAAUUCACACAGGGAGGGAACCACAUAAAUGUUUGCAAUGUGGAAAGAGCUUCUGUCUCAGGACAAAUCUCACUACUCAUCAAAGAAUUCACAUGGCGGAGAAACUGCAUAAAUGCUUGGAGUGUGGAAGGAGCUUCUCUCAGGAAACAGAACUGACUAGUCAUCAAAGAAUUCACACAGGGGGGAAUGCAUGCAUAAGAGCGGAGGAGGAACAGGGUCACUUUGAUGUUCUGCUCCCCUUCCCUGAUUUAAUCACCUUUUGUGCUUCGCUGAGACCUUGAAUUGCCCACUUUACUAAGUAUAUGUUGCUAUGAUAUGCUCCCAGGUAGAUUGGGAGGUAAAGAACCUGCAAUCGCAAACUUUUUCAAGCCCCUGUCCUAUGUGACCCACUGCAGGGGGCCGAGCCUGGUAUGUUCAAAAUCUCAUUAAAGACUUCUAAGUCUAAUAAAGAUGACCAGGCCUCCUCCCAAGAGACCACUAUGGAAGCUUCACAAACCACUACACUACAUGUGGACCUAGUAAAGAAGUGAGAGUUAGGGUUUAAAACUUUAGAGGAAAAGAUUACAUAACUUACCGACAGAGUCGAUGAAGCAGCUAAGUCUGCGGGAGAGGCCUUGUAUAUGAGCAUACAACUUCUAUCCAAUAUGCUUAAAUUAUUUAUUAAAAGCCAUUGAGACCUUCAGAAUCAUCUGGAUGAUGAGAUCAUCUCAGCAAGUAUUAGAGAAACUAACUUUAAAAAUAUGUAAUAGAAAGUAUACGGCACCCAUACAAGUGUUAAUGCAUUUCUUGUACAAUCAGCCCUAGUUUGCAUGGUUGCCCAAACAAGGACACAUGUUUGGUGGACGUGCCCAAGAGUUAUUUCAUGUUGAUCAGUAAUACAUCAAGCAAUUGUAAAUAUUGCAGGGGAGGAGGUGUUCCUGUUCCUUGUACAAUGGACAUGAGGCUGACUUGAAAUUGAAGAAUUUAAUUUCCAUAUUGUUGAUGGCAGCAGGACAGACUAUAGCGCAACACUGAAGGACUUUGGAUGGACUGGACUUAGCAGUGGGGUGGAAGGCAGGGAGGCCAACAAGAAGUGGGGCCAGAGCCAGUGACAGGCAGAGCCCCUCCUCCUUGCUCAAUUUUACAGGGAGGAGAAAGCUGACAGGCAGUGCCACCCCUUGGACUGGUUGUAAGUAAGAAAGCGCCAGAUGGGGGCUGGCAUAGGAAAAACUAAGGUUAGUAUAUCUCUUAGAUUUCUGUGGUGUCUAUAAGGAAAUCUGAGACCAUCCUGGCACCCAGGUAAGUCUUUAAUUAAAUACCAAUGCUUCUGAACUACAAUUCUGAUUUUUUUUAGAAUAGCUAUGAAAUGUCAGGGGAACAGCCAUUUUCUUUUAGUCUUUGAUGUCAAUAAUUCUGUCCCAUUCCUGCUUAGGGCCUUUCUCAAAUGUUUUGAUGGGUACCUUCACUAAUGAAGUUCCUCUGCAGGCACGCUAGUAUGCUACGUUAAAUGAUUCUUAUCAGGUAUAUGGAUAUUAGGUUUGAUCCCAGCCUGUUGUUCCAUAAUUGUCUGUUGGGGUAUCGUUCCUUUGUGCUCAGUUUGGCAUUGCACAAUCAGUCAUUCAGCCUCGUGGAGAACGCAGGCUUCAAGAGGACUCUUGUUAUCCCAUAUUUUACUGUGCUUUCUUGCACCAUCUUAAGCAGGAGGGCGAUUCCCCUCCCUGUACUAGGCAUGCAGGAAGAAAGCGCUUGACCAUCUCUGCAUUCUCUUGCGGGCAACCGCCCAGGGUCUGCAUGCCAGUGGUGGGUGUGGCCAAAGGCAAAAGUGGGAGGGGCAAUGGAUGUGACUCUUCCUUUCCAGCCUUACACAAAUCAGAGGAUUCCACAAGCUCACGUCCUUUCAGGCAUGCAGUGGGAAUUAUCACAGUUCAGAGACACCUCCCAGCCAGGCAAAAACAUUGGGGAGGGUGCAGAGCUCGGCCACAUUAGUCUCCCAAGCCUGACGUUCUCUGCCCUCGCUGUACACAGCAACAGAGAGGGAAGGAAACGGGUCCCGCCCCCCCACGCUUCGAGAAAGUCCACACCCAGAUAAACACUCUGCUUUUUCCGUGGUGUUUGGUUAAAAGUUGCAUCCGGCCAAAUUAAAAUUGUUCCCCUGGAAUGUGCAAUAUUUUUACUCAGCAUCCAGUAAAAAACAGCAUUUAAUUAAAAUGGAUGUCUUUGGAUUGAUUUGUGUGUGUGUGGUGCUGGCAAGCACUGAUUGUUGAUUUAAACUUCUAAGCAAGCUUUAAUUUGAUUAUCUGAGAGGGGAGAGGGUAUCCCUGUUUAAAAAUCAUGCAAACUCACGAUGUUCCUCUAUUUAUUUACUGACUUGAUCCAGCUUUUACCUCCUUGCCAUUUUGUGACUGGCCAGCUUCCCUGCAGAAAGUUCAUGAUUGGCCGCGCUCUCCAGAGGCAGUUUCUCUAAACUCUGCAAUGUGCUCGCAGGUCCCAAAAGGCUGGAGAACCCUGCCAUAGACAUUCCCAACUGGCAAAAACAACAGGAAUCUUCAGAUCCUCCGUCUGUCUGCUCAGUCUUAGCAGAAACCGAUUUAGCCUACAUCAGAUGAGCUCCACCAGGGUCCUUCCUCAAGUGUCACCGAGCAGUAGCCGUUCCACCAGACUAUUUGGCAUGAGGAAAGGAGGAGGAUUGUGGGGCCUCUCCAUUUUCCCUCCUGAAAGAUCAGCAGCAUUUGGUUCCUUCUCUCCUUGCAUUCCUGCUACUCAUCACCAGGACUCUGUAACAAAGGAAUAGUGCCUGGGUUGUUUUGUUCCUCUCCUCCCUCCAGAUAGUCUCUCCUUUUGUGUCAUGUCAUUCAGACUGUGCACCUAAGAGCAGGGUUUGUUCUUUAUUAAUGAUAUUUGUAAGCCCUUCUGGAGAGUCUUGUUUGUUUUUGUCUGAGGAACAGGAUAAAAACAUUUUUGGUAAA
Molecule: messenger RNA, 5593 nt
Organism: Rhineura floridana
Lineage: Eukaryota; Metazoa; Chordata; Lepidosauria; Squamata; Rhineuridae
Product: zinc finger protein OZF-like
Exons: 6
Coding region: 632-2929 (765 amino acids)
Biological process (GO): regulation of transcription by RNA polymerase II
Cellular component (GO): nucleus
Molecular function (GO): DNA-binding transcription activator activity, RNA polymerase II-specific; RNA polymerase II cis-regulatory region sequence-specific DNA binding
Source: RefSeq, a predicted model, not a curated record